Molecule: messenger RNA, 2431 nt
Organism: Oncorhynchus gorbuscha (pink salmon)
Lineage: Eukaryota; Metazoa; Chordata; Actinopteri; Salmoniformes; Salmonidae
Product: MOB-like protein phocein
Exons: 8
Coding region: 93-773 (226 amino acids)
Cellular component (GO): cytoplasm
Source: RefSeq, a predicted model, not a curated record
AAUAUAUAUAUGUGUUACUGUCAGAAGAUCGGCUUCUUGCACCGCGAGCUGACACUUCCUCCAGCUUUGGCAACAUCCGGAUUCCAGUCGAGAUGGUCAUGGCGGAGGGUGCAGCUGUUAUGAGGAGGAAUCGACCAGGGACUAAAGAAAAGGACUUCUACAACUGGCCCGAUGAGUCGUUCGAGGAGAUGGACAGCACACUGGCUGUGCAGCAGUACAUCCAACAGAAUAUCCGUACAGACUGCUCCAACAUGGACAAGAUCCUGGAGCCCCCAGAGGGUCAGGAUGAGGGGGUCUGGAAGUACGAACACCUCAGGCAGUUCUGUUUGGAGCUGAACGGACUUGCUGUGAAACUACAGGGAGAAUGCCACCCAGACACAUGCACCCAGAUGACAGCAACAGAGCAGUGGAUCUUCCUCUGUGCUGCACACAAGACUCCCAAAGAGUGUCCAGCCAUCGACUACACCAGACACACUCUGGACGGAGCCGCCUGCCUCCUCAACAGUAACAAGUACUUCCCUAGCAGAGUGAGCAUUAAAGAGUCCUCAGUAGGGAAACUGGGUUCAGUUUGCCGGCGGAUCUACAGGAUAUUCUCCCACGCUUACUUCCACCAUCGUCAGAUCUUUGACAAGUAUGAGAACGAGACGUUCCUGUGCCAUCGGUUCACGCGCUUCGUGAUGAAGUACAACCUGAUGUCCAAGGACAACCUGAUCGUACCCAUCAUGGAGGAUGAGACGAACCCUAACGAAGCAGAGGGCGAGAGCGACGCCUGAGGACUGGGAUCUGAAGAGGAUCUGCUACACCCUGCCAAACUAUUUCAAACACAUGGCUGUCUCACACACCCACCCACAACCACACAAUACACUAAAGUACACUAAAAUCACCAGUUUUUAAGUAGAAUAUUUUCAAUAUUGUAUGAACAUCCUAAUUUAGCUUGUAUGUUUCAGAGAACAAGACAAUGUUGUGGUUAAAUGACUAACCAAUAUACACUGUGGCCAGUUAAUUAGGUACACCCAUCUAGUACCGGGUCAAACCCCGCUUUGCCACCAAAACAGCCUGUUGGAAACGUUCCACAUGGAUGUGGGUCCAUGCAGACGGGAUGGCAUCACGCCGUAGCUACAGAUUGGAUGGCGGGAACAUUGAUGCUGCAAACAGCCCGGUCUACCUCAUCCCAAAGAUGCUCUCUCUAUUGGGUUUGGUCAGCAACAAUGUUCAGAUACGUUCGAUCGUUGCUAAAUUGAUAUCAAGGGACCUAACGUGUGCCAGGAAAAUGUUCCCCACACCAGUACACCACCGCCACCAGCCUGUACCGUUGACACCAGGUAGGAUGGGUAAACACACUCAUGCUGCUUACGCCAAAACCUGACUGUCAUCAACAUGAACCUGGAAACGGGAUUCAUCAGACCAGGCAAGGUUUUUCCACUCAAUUGUCCAGUGUUGGUAAUUGCGUUCCCACUAGUGCUUCUUGGUUUUAGCUGAUAGGACUGGAACCCCGUGUGGUCGUCUGCUACAAUAGCCCAUCCGUGACAAGGAUUGACGAGUAGUGCGUCCUGAAAUGCCGUUCUGCACACCACUGUUGUACUGUGCCGUUAGUGGCCAGCCUGUUAGCCUGCCAUUCUCCUUGGACCUCUCAUCAACGAGCUGUUUUCACCCACAGAACUGCCGCUGACUGGAUGAUUUUUGUUUGUCGCACCAUUCACAGUAAACUCUAGACACUCGUGCGUGAAAAUCCCAGGAGGCCGGCUCUUUCAGAGAUAUUGGAUCCGGUGCGCCUAGCAGACGAUCACCACGCUCAAAGUCACUUAGGCCGCUAGUUUGACACAUUCUAGCAUUCAAUCAAACAGUUACUGAAUGGCUCGAUGCCUGUCUGCCUGCUUUAUAGAGCAAGCCACAGCCACGUGACUCACUGUAGGAGCGAAUCAUUUUGGUGAACAGGGUGGUGUACCUGAUAAACUGUGACACCCAUUGCUAGUUACUUUAUCAUGUGCUUUCUGUUUGGUCCUUGGGCAGCGUUUACACAGGCAACCAAAUUCUUAUGGGCAAAAUAAUUGCUCUGGUUGGUCAAAAGACUAAUUGGUGGCAAAAGAUCAUAAUUGGGCUGUCUGUGUAAAUGCAGCCUUUGUUGUGUUCUAGGUGUCAGGAACUCUGGUCUAAUGUAGCGCUACAAGUUAAUAUAACAGGUGUUUAAUAAACAGGCUACAUUAUACAGGUUGAUAUAACAGGUAUUUAAUAGUCCUGAUAUUUCUGACUGUACUGUAUAUAAAACCACGUCAGUCUUCCAUCCUAGAUUAAGGAAGUGGAAGGACAUGAUUAAUUGCAGAGUAUAACAAAAAUGGUUUUUAGGGUUUUAUUCCAUUAAUGGCUGAGGUUAGGAUUAGGGGAGGGGAAGCUGAUCCUAGAUCGGCUGAGGUUAAGGUUAGGGGAGGGGAAG